AUGCCCCGGAGCCCCACCUCAAGCGAGGAUGAGAUGGCUCAGAGCUUUUCCGACUACUCCGACGACUGUGCCUCCGACAGCUCCCGCGAAGAAACCAUCUACGAGACCAUAAGGGCCACGGCCGAGCCAUCGCAGAGCCGCAUGGACGACAUUCACAUAAACUCGAUGGUCAUCCGUGUCCUCAUUCCCGACCUGCAGCAGACGAAAUGCAUGCGGUUCAACCCGGAUGCCACGGUCUGGGUUGCCAAGCAGCGGAUCCUGUGUACACUUAAUCAGAGCCUGAAGGACGUCCUCAACUAUGGGCUCUUCCAACCAGCCAGCAACGGGAGGGAUGGCAAGUUCCUGGAUGAAGAACGCAUCCUUCGAGAGUACCCCCAACCAAUCAGCAAGGGCGUUCCAUCUUUGGAGUUCCGCUACAAGAGCCGAGUCUACAGGCAGCCCAACGUUGAUGAGAAACAGAUUGCCAAGCUUCACACAAAGGCCAAUCUGAGGAAGUUCAUGGACCUCAUUCAGCAUAAUCAGGUGGACAAAGUGGCGAAGAUGUUGGAGAGAGGCUUUGAUCCCAACUACCAUGACAGUGAUACUGGUGAGAGCCCGCUGACGUUUGCAGCUCACCUAGACAAUGUGUCGGAGAUGAUCAAAGUGCUGAGGAACGGGGGAGCUCAUUUGGACUUCAGGGCCAAAGAUGGCAUGACGGCCCUCCACAAAGCUGCAAGGUCCAAGAACCACGUCAUACUCACGACUCUGCUGGAGCUCGGAGCGUCUCCAGACUACAAGGACAGUCGUGGCCUGACUCCUCUGUAUCACAGCGUGGUGGUGGGAGGAGACCCGGGCUGCUGUGAGCUGCUGCUGAACCACCAUGCCGUCGUCUGCUGCCAGGACGAGAACGGCUGGCACGAAGUUCACCAGGCUUGUCGUCAUGGCCACGUGCAGCACCUGGAACAUCUGCUGUUCUACGGAGCAGACAUGAGCGCCCAGAAUGCCUCGGGAAACGCCGCUCUACACAUCUGUGCCCUAUACAACCAG
This is a messenger RNA of Stegastes partitus (bicolor damselfish), 1026 nucleotides long. Its product is annotated as SH3 and multiple ankyrin repeat domains protein 3-like. Lineage: Eukaryota; Metazoa; Chordata; Actinopteri; Pomacentridae. The transcript has 7 exons. Gene Ontology annotation, cellular component: postsynaptic density; dendritic spine; postsynaptic membrane. The annotation marks the transcript as partial. The record is from RefSeq and is a predicted model, not a curated record. Gene Ontology annotation, molecular function: ionotropic glutamate receptor binding; synaptic receptor adaptor activity.